AUGCCUCAACCAGAUCGCCAGGCUCCCCUGCCUCAGCCGGCUCAUCCUUCUUUCAUGCUUCAACCAGAUCGCCUGGCACCCCUGCUUCCACUGGCUCGUCAGGCUCUCUUGCCUCAGCCGGUUCGUCAGGCUCUCUUGCCUCAGCCGGCUCGUCAGGUUCUCAUGCCUCAGCCGGCUCGUCAGGUUCUCAUGCCUCAGCCGGCUCGUCAGGUUCUCAUGCCUCAGCCGGCUCGUCAGGUUCUCAUGCCUCAGCCGGAUCGCCAGGCACCCCUGGUGACAGGUUCUCGAGCAUUAGCAGGGGUGACCGGUCCUCUCCUGAUCCCCGGGUUUGUCCCAUUUGACGGCGUCCUGCGGCUGGAGCCACGCGUCGGGGAGGGGGUCACGUUUACUCCCCCUCCGGCCUCUAGACGUCUACCUCUCCAUCCCCCAACACCCAUACCUCUCCACCCCCACCAUAUAGACGUCUACCUCUCCACCCCCACCACCCCUACCUCUCCACCCCCCCACCCCUACAUAGACUUCUACCUCUACACCCCCCACCAUAUAGACGUCUACCUCUCCACCCCCCACCACCCCUACCUCUCCACCCCCCACCAUAUAGACGUCUACCUCUCCACCCCCACCACCCCUACCUCUCCACCCCCCACCAUAUAG
Messenger RNA from Oncorhynchus nerka (sockeye salmon), 654 nucleotides. RefSeq names its product tyrosine-protein phosphatase non-receptor type 23-like. The coding region runs from base 1 to 654 and encodes 217 amino acids. The transcript has 2 exons. NCBI's taxonomy places the organism in Eukaryota, Metazoa, Chordata, Actinopteri, Salmoniformes, Salmonidae. The record is from RefSeq and is a predicted model, not a curated record.